Lagenorhynchus albirostris (white-beaked dolphin) is the source of this 3442-nucleotide messenger RNA. RefSeq names its product metastasis associated 1 (gene MTA1). Gene Ontology annotation, biological process: response to ionizing radiation; double-strand break repair; negative regulation of transcription by RNA polymerase II. Lineage: Eukaryota; Metazoa; Chordata; Mammalia; Artiodactyla; Delphinidae. The record is from RefSeq and is a predicted model, not a curated record. Gene Ontology annotation, cellular component: NuRD complex; nucleoplasm. Bases 1011 to 3365 code for a protein of 784 amino acids. Gene Ontology annotation, molecular function: chromatin binding; transcription coactivator activity; transcription corepressor activity. The transcript is spliced from 20 exons.
GCUCGUGUCUCCUCCCGCUGCUGCCGCCUCUCCCCCUCCUGCCUCUUUCUUUGUUCCCCACCUACCAAAGCACGAGUUACAGGCGGUGAAGCCCAGUCCUCAGAAGCUCAGGGCAGCUGCCGGCAGGUGUGUAAGUGCCGCCCGGGCACAAGACGCACAGUCCCCCGAGCCCCCCGCUGCCCCGUGUCCAGGGCACCUUUCCUGGCGCUGCCGGGACUCUGUCGCUGGACGCAGACCUGCUGUCUGCCUGUCUGUCACCCCCUACCCUCCCGGGGGAGCGUUUGGGUGGUUUCCAGUUCCUGACACGCAGGAGUAAUUAUUUCAGGUUUAAUUUGCUCUUUAUCUAGUUUCUUAGAACGAAAGCUUGGAUGAUUGAUUUGAGACCCUUUUAUAAAAACUGCUUAGUUGAGAUAAAAUCUACAUGUGGUAAAACCCGCCCAUCUGGAGUGUACGGUCCAGUGAGGUGCAGCGUGGCCGCAGUCGCCCUGAAACAAGCUCGAGCCGGCCAGCCCCUCCCGCAGGCCUCUCUUUGUCCAGCCAGCCUCCGGGCACACCCCUCCUGUGAUCCCUCUGGGGUCUUCACCUCCGUCCGGGGGCACCUGGGCCGUGUGCACAUGCAGGCCUCAGCGGACUCCAGCCAGGACAGCCUCCCGGUCAGCCGUCCCCUGCGGGGCUGGUCUCGCGGCUGUCCUGGGCUUUCCCGGGUGGACCCCGGGGCCUCCCUGAGCCAGAGCCCCACUCGCCCUUGGGGGCGUUGGGGAAACGGAGAGCACGUGUGGUUUUUCUGUGAGGGGAGCCUGUGCUGACUUGAAGUCUGGGGGACCCGGCAGGGCGGCAGCACCCUCAGGACCCCGCUCCCCUGGGCCCCCGACCUCGUGCCGCCCCGGCGAGCUCCGUUUCUCCUCCACCCGGAAAGCCCCGGCCUCCGUUCAGCUCUUUUGUCUUUGGAGGAGAGGUGGUGGGACGCCGGGGGAUGUGCAUGGGGGGAUGGCCGGGGCCUGGCAGCCUCCAUGCCGACGUGGUCUCUGGGGCCGGCCGUAGCAGUGCCUGUGACCGUCCUUCCCGCCCUGGCGGUGCCGCUCUUGGGGCCCCCUCCGGGCCGGCUGCAGCCCCCGCGGCCCCCCACACCCCGCCUGAGCCUGGCCCCCGCCUGCCGCCGCAGAUGCAGCCGGGCCGCGGGCGAGCGGGGGGCCGGCUCCCAGGCUGGCGGACUCGCGAGGCUGACGCGCUCUCGCCCGUUUGCAGACUACGUCUACUUCGAGAACUCCUCCAGCAACCCGUACCUGAUCCGGAGGAUCGAGGAGCUCAACAAGACGGCCAACGGGAACGUGGAGGCCAAGGUGGUGUGCUUCUACCGAAGGCGGGACAUCUCCAGCACGCUCAUCGCCCUGGCCGACAAGCACGCCACCCUGUCGGUCUGCUAUAAAACCGGAUCGGGGGCCGACAACGGCGAGGAAGGUGAAACAGAGGAGGAAGUGGAGAACCCAGAAAUGGCAGACCUGCCCGAGAAGCUCAGGCACCAGCUGAGGCAUCGGGAGCUCUUCCUCUCCAGACAGCUGGAGUCACUGCCCGCCACCCACAUCAGAGGGAAGUGCAGCGUCACUUUGCUCAACGAGACUGAGUCCCUCAAGUCCUACCUGGAGCGGGAGGACUUCUUCUUCUACUCUCUCGUCUAUGACCCCCAGCAGAAGACCCUCCUGGCUGACAAGGGGGAGAUCCGUGUCGGGAACCGGUACCAGGCGGACAUCACCGACCUGCUGAAAGAAGGCGAGGAGGACGGCCGAGACCAGGCCAAGCUGGAGACCAAGGUGUGGGAGGUUCACAACCCGCUGGUGGACAAGCAGAUCGACCAGUUCCUGGUGGUGGCCCGCUCCGUGGGCACCUUUGCACGCGCCCUGGACUGCAGCAGCUCUGUCCGACAGCCCAGCCUGCACAUGAGCGCCGCGGCCGCCUCUCGGGACAUCACCCUGUUCCACGCCAUGGACACGCUGCACAGGAGUGUGUACGAUGUCGCCAAGGCCAUCUCGGCCCUGGUGCCGCAGGGCGGGCCCGUCCUCUGCAGGGACGAGAUGGAAGAGUGGUCGGCCUCGGAGGCCAGCCUGUUCGAGGAGGCCCUGGAGAAGUACGGGAAGGAUUUCACUGACAUUCAGCAAGACUUCCUCCCCUGGAAGUCGCUCACCAGCAUCAUCGAGUACUACUACAUGUGGAAGACCACCGACAGAUACGUGCAGCAGAAACGCUUGAAAGCAGCGGAAGCGGAGAGCAAGUUAAAGCAAGUUUAUAUCCCCAACUAUAACAAGCCAAACCCGAACCAGAUCAGCGUCAAUAACGUGAAGGCAGGCGUGGUGAACGGUGCCGGGGCGCCAGGCCAGAGCCCUGGGGCCGGCCGGGCCUGCGAGAGCUGUUACACCACCCAGUCUUACCAGUGGUAUUCUUGGGGUCCCCCUAACAUGCAGUGUCGCCUCUGCGCAUCUUGUUGGACAUAUUGGAAGAAAUAUGGUGGCUUGAAAAUGCCAACCCGGUUAGAUGGAGAGAGGCCAGGACCCAACCGCAGUAACAUGAGCCCCCACGGCAUCCCAGCCCGGAGCAGCGGGAGCCCCAAGUUUGCCAUGAAGACGAGACAGGCCUUCUACCUGCACACCACCAAGCUCACGCGGAUCGCCCGGCGCCUGUGCCGUGAGAUCCUGCGCCCGUGGCAUGCCGCCCGGCACCCCUACAUGCCCAUCAACAGUGCGGCCAUCAAGGCUGAGUGCACGGCACGGCUGCCCGGAGCCUCUCAGAGCCCGCUGGUGCUGAAGCAGGCCGCGAGGAAGCCCCUGGAGGCCGUCCUGCGGCACCUUGAGACCCACCCCCGCCCCCCGAAGCCCGACCCCGUGAAGAGCGUGUCCGGCGUGCUCGGUGGCCUGACCCCGGCCAAGUCGGCCCCCGUCAUCAACAACGGCUCCCCUACCAUCCUGGGCAAGAGGAGCUACGAGCAGCACAACGGGGUGGACGGCAACGUGAAGAAGCGCCUCUUGAUGCCCAGUAGGGGUUUGGCGAAUCACGGACAGACCAGGCACAUGGGACCAAGCCGGAACCUGCUGCUCAACGGGAAGGCGUACCCCACCAAGGUGCGGCUGAUCCGGGGGGGCUCCCUGCCCCCCGUCAAGCGGCGGCGGAUGAACUGGAUCGACGCCCCCGAUGACGUGUUCUAUAUGGCCACCGAGGAGACCAGGAAGAUCCGCAAGCUGCUCUCGUCCUCCGAGACCAAGCGCGCGGCCCGCAGGCCCUACAAGCCCAUCGCCCUGCGCCCCAGCCAGACCCUGCCGCUGCGGCCGGCCCCGCCAGCGCCUGUCAACGACGAGCCCAUCGUCAUCGAGGACUAGGCGCCGCCCGCCUGCCCGCAAGGCCCUCCAUCCGCAGACCGCGCCCGCCCGCCGCCCCGCCGCCCGGUUUCGGUAGU